CGCUGCAGCAGCAGCCAGCAGCUAGCAAUCACUCCCCUCCUCUAGCUCACAUAGCUGAGCCGAGCAGUAGCAUUGGUACUACUACUACUCCUCCUUCCCAGCAAUCACUUCCUCUCUCUCUCUGUCUCUCUCUUUCAAAAGCGUGUGCCUGUGAGCCUGUGACUGACGACGGACUGUCUGCUGGCACACGCACGAGCGGGCGCCUGCUCGGAGGCCGGAGCUGCAGAUCAGGGAUCAGAUCGAGCCCCUGCCCGGCUGCCUGCUCGCUCGUGGAGCUGGCCGCGGCCAUUGCCGCCUGCAGGAAGGAGAGCUAGCUAGAGCUGGGCGGUGAUCGAUCGACCGAUCUAGCUUCUUCGUCGGUCUUCUCCGGCGGCGGCGAUGGUGGUGGGCGUCGACGUGAGCUGCGGCUGCCGGAGCCGGAGCUGGCGGGGACGACGACGCUGGUCGCUCUCGUUCGCCGUCGCCGUCGUCGUCGUCUUCGCCGCGGCCGCUGUUGCCGCUGCAGAGAGGCCUACCCGUGUACGACCAGCGGCGCACGUGAGGAGACUAGACGGCUCGUCGUCGUCGCUGAUGACAAGGACCAGCGCCGCGUCCGACUCCGACGACGACACGGCGGCGGGCGUCUUCCGGCUGCGGCGGCGGCAGCUGAUCGGCCCGGGGUCCUCGCCGCCGACGUGCCGGGCGCGGUGCGGGCGGUGCACGCCGUGCCGGCCGGUGCACGUGGCGAUCCAGCCGGGCGUCGGCGCCCAGUGGGAGUACUACCCGGAGGUGUGGCGCUGCAAGUGCGGCGACAAGCUCUUCAUGCCGUGACCACAGCCGCCGCCGCUCGCCGCCGGUUAGGCGGCCGGCCAUGCAUGCAUGCAUGUUACCGUGUCGUCGCGCGAUCGAUUCGGUAGCAUAGUUUUGAAACUAAGGGGGUAUAAAAGAGAGAGAGAAAUUAGUAAGUUAAUUAAAGGUUAUUUUGUGGUGAUUAACUAGUUAAUGAAUUAGCCAGGUCUUAAUUAAUUAUGAUGGUGUACUGAACUGUUGAUGCAUGCUCGUGAUGUUUGUAAAUGUGCAAGUUCAAGUUCUUAAGCUUAAUUACUGCGUAUGCUGUCUCUCUCUGUAUUUUGCU
Molecule: messenger RNA, 1114 nt
Organism: Oryza brachyantha (malo sina)
Lineage: Eukaryota; Viridiplantae; Streptophyta; Magnoliopsida; Poales; Poaceae
Product: EPIDERMAL PATTERNING FACTOR-like protein 6
Exons: 2
Coding region: 379-810 (143 amino acids)
Biological process (GO): stomatal complex development; guard cell differentiation
Source: RefSeq, a predicted model, not a curated record